AUGGAGAGCUCCGACCCGAUCGCGUCUCGCGCGCAUCCCUCGAACAGCGUUUCCGAUAACACUGAGCCAACGCAUCCGAAUCAUACCGACUCAAUGGUGACGGUCCCUCUAUCCGACGUGCAGUCCAAUUCCGAACAUUCGCAACCCGAUUGGCGGACGCUUGAUAUCCCUCGGACGCCAGUCGAGUCGACCUUGCCUGGGGAGAUGGAGGUAUAUGGUGAAGAUAAUGUGGGAAGGGAAACGACGCCGACCCGCGACUGCGUGAAAACGGAACUUGUGGCGGAUUGCACCUCGGGUGCUCCGUCUGUUCGGUCCCGUAGCAGCGAAGAAUAUGAACGAGGCGAUGCAGUCAAUUGGGAAGAAUUGGAUAAAACAGAAGAGCAAGAGACCCGUGGCGAGGGAUCUGAUGAAUCGACUGCUCUUCUUUUGGCUCGGUUGGAGCAGGAGAACAAUGCUCUAGCGACGAAUCCCAAGUCUGUGAGUCAGCACCGACUGCAGACAAGGGCAUCGCGAGGGCAGUCACUGCACCAAAUCAAGCGGUUGAUUAACGAGGACCCUCGAUCGUCUCUGCGAUACUCUCAGCUUCCCCCUCCUCCCAUGACUGAGCUCGAGUUCUGGGCUGCCUUGGUCGCGGAUUACCCUCAGACUGCCCAGCGAUUGCCGACUUUGACCUCCAAUAAAAUUCGCGGGGGUAUUCCGCCGCCGCUUCGAGGCGUAGUCUGGCCCAGCUUGGCGGGAGCUCGAGAUUCUGCGUUACUAGCUGAAUAUCAAAGGCUGUGCGGCGAAACAAGUCCGUACGAAGGAUUGAUCGGAAAAGAUAUUGGUCGCAGUUUUCCAAACGUGGAAAUGUUUCGUGAUCCCCACGGCGAGGGGCAGCAGAUGCUGGCGAGAGUUUUGAAGUGUUUCAGUCUCUACGAUACUAAGAUCGGCUACUGUCAGGGGCUGGGAUUUGUCGUCGGACCCUUGCUGAUGCACAUGACCGAUGCGGAAGCGUUCUGCGUACUAGUACGGUUGAUGGAUCACUAUGAUCUGCGGACAUGCUACCAGCCUGAUCUAUCCGGUCUCCAUUUGCGCGUGUAUCAGUUCCAGAACCUCCUUGCGCGCCACCGUCCCGCUUUGUUCGCUCAUCUGGAAUCCUUAAAUGUGGAGCCGAUCUAUGUGUCUCAAUGGUUCCUGUCCUUUUUCGCAGUGUCCUGUCCUCUUCCCAUGCUUCUUCGAAUUUACGAUGUCAUAUUUUUGGAAGGGGCAUGCGAGACCUUGAUGCGUGUCGCCUUGUCGCUGAUGCAAAGGAACGAGAAGAAGAUUAUGGCCUAUACUGAAUUUGAGGAUGUGAUGCAAUUCUUGCUGUCGAGGAGUUUGUGGGAUGCAUACGCUUGCCAUGCGGACGACUUUGUCAAUGACUUUGUCUCGCUGACAUCGCUGGUCACUAAGGAAAGCCUGCAGGCUUUGGAAGCCAGUUACAACCAAUCGCAAGGGGUGCCGACCGGCAUCACUUUCCCUCAGAUGCAGGCUGCGGCCUCGAGAUUCCUGGGCCGAUUCUGGGCGGGAUCAAGCUCUCAGACGAAGUCCUUCAAUCUCAACCCCAACAGCGGCAGUAUGUCAGCUCGCGCCAGUGUGCGCCGAUCCACGUCCAAACAAAGCUUGACCUCCACGCUCAAUUCGAUAGAAUCGACCUCCGAUGCGAGUACAGCGCCGACGGAGCUCUCAGCAGAACCACCCAAGCAACGAGCCAAGUCGGCCAUGUCGCACAACAAAGAUCGUGAUCUGCACUCACAGAUAGAGGAUCUGCUGAUGGCGCUAAGCGAUCUCCAGCGGCAGCAUGCAGAUCUUACGCGGAAGCUGCAGCAGGAGCGCGAGGAACGGGAGGAGGACCAGGAGUUGGCGAAGUCCAUGCUGAACUACAUCAAGGAGAUGGAGGCGGAUGAUCCGCCGGUUGAGCUUAUCAGCAAAGCGGAAGAGAGAUUCGUGGAGGUAGCCAGCACGAAGCGCGACUCGAUCCCCCAGACAAAGCAGCAACUCCGUGAGGAUCUCAAUCGGUGGAAGGAGAUGCACGAGGUCGAAGCGGGCCGGUGUCUCGAUCUGACGCGUCGCAUUGACGAACAUGAACAAGAGAACUCGUCGCUGAGAGAGCAGUUGCGCGAGGCUCGCAGCCGCAUCCAGGAUGGUUACCGAGAUCGUCAACGCCUGGAGAGAACCAUCCGGGAGCUGCGGACCAUCAAGACGUCGACGCCCGACUCGCCACCAGAGUCGUUUGGCUCGCCAACCAGUGACGCGGGAGAGAGCCGGUCGCCCAGCGGGCUCCGGGAACUCAAGCUGGGGCGGUCGAAUUCGCAGAAGAGCACGACCUUCAACAAGAGGUCGAGCAGCCUUGGACUCCAGUCGGUCCUGUCAACAGAGAACCACAAACCUGCAGCGGAGGAGACGCUGCUGCUGGAGCUGGUGAACGCCAAGACGGCCGAGGCGGUGGCCAAACAGGAGCUGGAAGAAGUCAAAGCGAAGCUGGACUCGUUGAGGAAGAUGAUCGGAGGGCAAGGAUCAUUGUCACGAAGCGAUUCGCGCAAUUCCUAUAUUGGCCGGUCCUCGUCGAAUCUCACCAAAUCAGCCACAGAGCCGGUUAAUAGUGGAGGAGGAUUCUUCAGUGGCUGGGGGCGGCGAGCCGUGUCUUCCAACGAUUCGUACGCAGAAGCCCGGUGA
Aspergillus pseudoviridinutans is the source of this 2694-nucleotide messenger RNA. Its product is annotated as putative GTPase activating protein (Evi5). NCBI's taxonomy places the organism in Eukaryota, Fungi, Ascomycota, Eurotiomycetes, Eurotiales, Aspergillaceae. The coding region runs from base 1 to 2694 and encodes 897 amino acids. The record is from RefSeq and is a predicted model, not a curated record. The transcript has 3 exons.